ACAUCCUAUUCACUCCAUUCCAUCAUAUCAUUCUCAAUAUCCUACGAACUCUCGAUCGGUUCGGAUUAAGGAAUUCUUUCUCUUUUUGUGUUUUUUUUUUUUGUUCCUCUCUUCUUCAAGUUUCUUUCUUAUCCACAUUCAUCUGUGCAAUAUAUCGUCAAGAACAAAAAAAGAUGGAGAAAAUGGAGCUUCUCUCCGAGAAAGUCACGUGCAACUCACACGGACAAGAUUCCUCAUACUUCCUGGGUUGGGAGGAGUACGAGAAGAAUCCAUACGAUGAGGUCAAGAAUCCCAAUGGAAUGAUCCAAAUGGGUCUUGCAGAGAAUCAGCUGUCUUUUGAUCAGCUGGAAACGUGGUUGGCUCAGAACCCAGACGCAGCGGCGAUGAGGAAAGACGGAGAAUCCAUUUUCAGACAGCUUGCGCUGUUUCAAGAUUACCACGGCCUUCCUUCUUUCAAGAAUGCCUUGGUUCAAUUCAUGUCAGAAAUCCGUGGAAACAAAGUCACCUUUGACUCCAACAAGCUAGUCCUCACCGCCGGCGCAACUUCCGCUAACGAGACUCUCAUGUUUUGCCUCGCCGACCGCGGCGACGCUUUCCUCCUUCCCACUCCAUACUAUCCUGGAUUUGACAGAGAUCUGAAAUGGAGGACCGGAGCUGAGAUUGUGCCAAUACAGUGCUGGAGUUCAAACGGGUUCAGGAUCACAGAAUCCGCCAUUGAAGAGGCUUACCAAGAAGCACAAAAGCGAAACCUUAAAGUGAAAGGGGUGUUAGUAACGAACCCGUCGAAUCCUCUGGGAACAACGUUAACCCGACAGGAGCUGAAUCUCCUCCUCACCUUCAUCGACGAGAAGCGCAUCCAUCUCAUCAGCGACGAGAUCUACUCCGGCACCGUCUUCGACUCGCCGGGAUUCGUCAGCGCGAUGGAAGUCCUCACGGAGAGAGGCUACGCCAAAACCGACGACGUUUGGAACCGCGUCCACAUCGUCUACAGCCUCUCCAAAGACCUCGGACUCCCGGGGUUCCGGGUCGGCGCCAUUUACUCCAACGACCAAACGGUGGUCGCCGCCGCCACCAAGAUGUCGAGCUUCGGGCUGGUCUCGUCGCAGACGCAGUACCUCCUCUCCGCCAUGCUUUCCGACAAAAAGUUCACGAAAAAAUACGUCGCGAAAAACCAGAAGAGACUCAAGAAACGGCACGACAUGUUGGUUAACGGCCUCGGGGGCGCCGGGAUAAGGUGCCUGGAAAGCAAUGCCGGAUUGUUCUGCUGGGUAGACAUGAGACAUCUUCUAAGCUCCAACACUUUCGAAGCAGAAAUGGAGCUAUGGAAGAAAAUAGUGUACCAAGUGGGUCUAAACAUCUCGCCCGGUUCGUCGUGCCACUGCACCGAACCGGGGUGGUUCAGGGCAUGCUUCGCCAACAUGUCGGAAGACACUCUAAAUCUGGCAAUGCAACGCAUCAAGGCAUUCGUCGUCAAAUCGAAUUCCGGCGACCAUGGAAUCCUCCAUAGCCCCAAACAUCAUUCGACCAAGAACUCAAAGAGGAAAGGGUUUUCAAAGUGGGUUUUUCGGCUGUCGUUCAACGACCGUCAAAGAGAACGAUAGAUCACUAAGUUUCAACCAAUUUUUUUUUUUUACUCAAGACUUAGGUGUUGAUUUUUACAUAGUACUUAGGUGUUGAGUUACGUAAGAUACCAUUUUUUGGUUGUCUGUGUAGAGAAAGCAUGCACUCGGUCCAUGUUGUGAGGACGAGAAGUGUCCAGCUUUUACCGCAUCUGUAAACUUCCCAGUCCUCUGUUAAAAGGUCAAAAGAGUCAAGACAAAUAAGAAUAUUAUUUAUGUAAUCUUGAUUCUUGAUUGUAUUUAUUACUUUACAUCAUAAAUGUUUUAUUGAAACAAAGUUGUAUUGAG
Ipomoea nil (Japanese morning glory) is the source of this 1907-nucleotide messenger RNA. Its product is annotated as 1-aminocyclopropane-1-carboxylate synthase 3-like. Bases 174 to 1601 code for a protein of 475 amino acids. Gene Ontology annotation, molecular function: pyridoxal phosphate binding; transaminase activity. Gene Ontology annotation, biological process: amino acid metabolic process; biosynthetic process. Lineage: Eukaryota; Viridiplantae; Streptophyta; Magnoliopsida; Solanales; Convolvulaceae. The record is from RefSeq and is a predicted model, not a curated record. The transcript has 4 exons.